Messenger RNA from Penaeus vannamei (Pacific white shrimp), 1318 nucleotides. NCBI's taxonomy places the organism in Eukaryota, Metazoa, Arthropoda, Malacostraca, Decapoda, Penaeidae. The record is from RefSeq and is a predicted model, not a curated record.
CUGAGUGUCUUCCGAGGGUCGGCGUGGACUUGGGUGGAAGAAAGGCAGCAGUUCUAUUACCACCAGUUUUUGGCCAAACAACCCGACCUGAACUACCGAAACGAGCGAGUGAGAGAGGAAAUGAAGAACGUGCUACGGUUUUGGCUCGACAAGGGCGUGGACGGUUUUCGGGUGGACGCUAUAACACACCUGUUCGAAGUUCAAGACCUGAGUCAAGAUGAGCCCGUAGCCUCUCACUCCGGCACCGACGACCCGCUGGACUACGGCUACCUCAACCACACCCUCACACUCAACCAGCCGGAGACAUUCACCGUCGUCAAGGAGUGGAGGGACGUCUUGGAUCAGUACCCGGAUAAGGCCAUGAUUAUCGAAGUCUUCGGCGAAGAAAUCGAAGAAGUGAUGAAGUAUUAUGGAAACGACAGCGUUCCCUUGGCCGAUUUUCCGUUCAAUUUCCUGCUGAUCGAACAUUUACGUAACCGGAGCGACCUCACCGGAUUCGCUCUCAAGGAUACCAUUGACUUGUGGAUGGAUAACAUGCCGGAGGGAAAGUGGCCGAAUUGGGUGGUAACUCGCAACCACGACUACGGGCGGGUUGCUUCUCGUUUCGGCACCGAUGCUGUGGACGCCCUCAACAUGCUGGUGCUGCUGUUGCCAGGCACGCCCGUCACCUACAACGGAGAAGAGAUCGGUAUGGUGAACACAUUUAUAUCGUGGGAGGACACGCAGGACCCCCAAGGAUGCCGCUACGGUCCUGAACACUACCAGGAGUUCAGCCGAGAUCCCGAGAGGACGCCUAUGCAGUGGGACAACACCUCCUUUGCAGGUUUUACCAAAGGCAACAGCACUUGGCUGCCGGUGAACGAGAACUACAAGGAGGUCAAUGUCAAGGCACAACUCCAGGCAGAGGAGAGCCACUUGAAGAUAUACAAAGAACUUGCAGCUUUACGAAAAGAGGAACCGUUUGUGCGAGGGCAUGUAGCCUACCCUGUGGUCACCUUCGAAAUCUUUUCUGUGAUGAGGUAUCUCGAAGGCUAUGAGAGCUACCUGCUCGUGAUCAACACCUCUGAGGGCGAAGUGGAGGUCGACCUUCACCACCACUCGAACGUAGAGCUCCCGCCGAGUGCCGUGGUCAUCCUCCGCUCUGUCACUGACACGUCGAACUCCACAGUGCCAGGGUCUGUCGUGAAGCUGAGUGAACUGAUUCUUGUUCCAGGUGAAGGUUUAUUACUGAACCUGAUAGAAGAAGAAUAAUCAUGUUUUUAAAAAAAAUAAUUCUAAAAGCAAAGUGUAUUAUUGUGUAAUUAAAUAUAACAGCGUU